Colletotrichum acutatum is the source of this 3000-nucleotide messenger RNA. RefSeq names its product F-box/WD repeat domain-containing protein 1A. The transcript is spliced from 2 exons. The record is from RefSeq and is a predicted model, not a curated record. Lineage: Eukaryota; Fungi; Ascomycota; Sordariomycetes; Glomerellales; Glomerellaceae. Gene Ontology annotation, molecular function: protein binding. Bases 1 to 3000 code for a protein of 999 amino acids.
AUGUCUGCCUUUACCUCACAACAGCCCGACGAGGGCUACUCCGAAGACCCUCUGAACCCCAGCUUCAGCGGUACUCAGGAUGUCUCGGCCUCGCGUCCACCCGCAGACCUGCCCGCCUGGCUCUCCCAGCAUCUCCCCGGCCUGUCCACCUCUGAAAAGACUGAGCUUGCUAUAGCCCUUCUCGACCAGCUACCCACUUCGACCAUCGUCGAAAUCGUCCAGCGUCUACACCCUCGCAUGUACAUCAACUUUGUUCACUACUUGCCGACAGAAGUUUGCCUGAAGAUUCUCGGAUACCUCGAUCCCCUCUCUCUCAUCAACGUCGCCAAGGCUUGCCACGCCUGGCACGAGCUGGCCCUCGACCGCAAGCUAUGGGAGAAGCUGUACAACAUGGAGGGCUGGAAGGCCAUCUACUCGGAAGUCAACAAGUGGGAAGAAGAUGCGAACAAACCCCAGAACCAAUCCCCCAGCUCCCUCCACAGGGUUCGAUCAUGCGAGGACGGCCACACGCACAAGAAGCGCGCGAUAUCCGAAGACAACGAUCUCGAGAUGACGGACGCCGGGGCUUCGGUUACCAGGGAAGAUUCGAUGAACUCCAUCAUGGGUAACAGCAUCUUUGGCAGCCCUGCCUCGUCAUUCGGUUUCUCGAGGAGUUCAGCUACGCCGCAACAUGGAGAGAUGGAUCUGGACAGGUCAGCGUCGGGGUCCAAUCGUCGGAGCGCAGAGAGAAAUUUCAGUCUUGACACCAAGGGCAAGGGUAAGGCGUCGCCCAUGCUACGGGCUGCUCUCGUCAAGGAAGACUCGCUACCGCUCAUGAUGUCCACCGACGCACUCGGAAGAAUCUCGCGGUCGUCACUCUGGUCCUGGGACGCACCUAGCCGACGGUACAGGCUCGACUGGAAGUAUCUAUACACGAUGCGCUACCGACUGGAGCAGAACUGGGAGCUUGGAAAGUUUACCAACUUCCAGCUGCCCCAUCCAGAUCAUCCACAAGAGGGUCACCAAGAGUGCAUAUACAGUCUGCAAUUCGACAGCGAAUACCUUGUCAGCGGUAGCCGUGACAAGACGCUUCGUAUCUGGAGUCUGCACACCCAGCGAUUGUUGAGGCCGCCUCUGGAAGGUCACACUGGAUCUGUGCUCUGCUUGCAAUUCGAUGCGGACAAGGACGAAGAUCUGAUUGUCUCUGGAAGCAGUGACUCCAACGUCAUCCUGUGGAAGUUUUCAACAGGACAAAUGAUUCAAAGGCUCAAGAAUGCCCACUCUGAGUCGGUUCUCAACAUCAAAUUCGACAAGAGGAUUUUGGUCACAUGCUCAAAGGACAAGACCAUCAAGAUUUUCAACCGUCGUCCGCUCAAGUACGGUGAUCCGGGCUACGGUGACGGCGAUGUCGUCUUCAACGCCCCGAAACGCGUCAGAGACUACGGAUACGGCAACCCUAUGGACGACUUGCCCCUCAAGCCUGCGUAUAGCCUGAUUGGUUCUCUGGACGGCCAUGGCGCGGCUGUCAAUGCCGUUCAGAUCCAUGGCAACGAAGUGGUGUCAGCCAGCGGUGACAGAAACAUCAAGGUCUGGGACUGGACCAAGCAGGUCUGUAUCCGGACAGUGGUUGGCCAUAGCAAGGGCAUUGCCUGCGUGCAGUACGACGGUCGGAGGAUUGUUAGUGGCAGCAGUGACAACGAGGUAAAGGUGUUUGACAGGUUCACGGGUCUUGAAGUCGCCAGUCUGCGCGCGCACACCAACCUUGUGCGAACGGUCCAGGCUGGUUUCGGCGAUCUUCCUUACAGCGCUGAAGAGGAUAAGGCUGAGGCCAAGAGGAUUGACGAGAUCUACUUCAAGGCCGUAGCUGAUGGAGUCGUCAGCCCCUUUAACGACCAUGGCAGUCGCCGUGGUCGUGCCCAGGCCCGUAACGCGGGUAGUCAGCGACCGGAGGACAUUACGGCGUACGGUGCCAUUCUGCCUCCCGGUGGCGGCGGUGGCAAGUACGCUCGCAUCGUGUCUGGAUCCUACGACCAGAGCAUCAUCAUCUGGCGCCGUGAUAAGGAGGGCGUUUGGAAGGACACGCAACACCUGCGUCAGGAAGAGGGAGCCGCAGCAGCCCAAAGUCAAGCUCAAGCUGCGGCGAGAGCGGCCUCGCAGCUCACCGCACAAGAGAUGCUGGCAAACUUGGAGUCGGGCUCCCCCUCCACCGCCCGCGGCACUCGGGGAUCCUCCUCGUCCACCGGAUCUCCUCGGACGAUCGUCGACAAUCCCAUUAUUGCCACCAUCACGCCCGAUUCGGCCCAGGCUUUCAUGAACCUGAUUGACACUGUUGUGCCUCGGGGACCGACGCAGCUGCGCCAGGCUUUGCACCAUUACCCGACGAUGUUGGUGUACAAUUCACACAUUCAGGCUGCCAUUGGCAGAGAACCAAACCCGCGCAUCAGAGCCGACCUCCGCAAUGUACUCAAUGCUGCCCUUUUGGAGACGCAACUCAAUCAGUCGCGCCGCCUCGUAGCGAACCGCGAGGCGCAAACGAUUGAUCCGCCAUCGCUGCCACCCUUGAAUGGAUUCGCCCCGUCGUCAAGCACACAGAUCCAGCAGCCGACUCUUGCCAGAUUUCAUAUGGAAGUUCUGCGACAGCGACAGGCUCAAGAGCAAGAAGCUGCUGCCGCUGCCGCCGCUGCUCCACCUGCCGCCGGGCCUGCGACGCCCCAGGUGCAAGGACAUUUGCACAUCCAGGGACAAGCUCAGAAUCAAGCACAGCCGACGCAGCCGGGAGCACCUAUCCAGACUCAGGCGACGCCGGUGCCGGUACAAGGUGCGCAAAACCCUGUUCCGGACGCGGCGCACCACCCGCACAUUGCCAACGGCGACAACGGCCCGGCAAGGGUGUUCAAGUUGCAAUACGAUGCCCGCAGGAUCAUUUGUUGUAGUCAGACGAGUGUCAUUGUGGGCUGGGACUUUUGCAAUAACGACCCGGAGCUAGAGGAAGUUGCGCGGUUCUUUGGGACCGUGGAAUAG